AUGCAUAUCAUAUCAUAUGCUUGUAUAUUGCCAUUACCAGUGUUGUUCAAAUUCACUGAGGCGGAUAGAUUAACGCCUACCAACGGAUUGGUAUUGAAUGAUUGUGCUGACAUUGAUGCGGAUGAUAAUAAAGAUGGCAUAGAUAAUGAAGACAAUAUUGACGGUGACGGUAGCGAUGCGGAUAACGGUGAUGUUCCAGGCGGUGGAACUCGUGAUGGUAAGAAGGAGGAUAGUUGA
This is a messenger RNA of Trichobilharzia regenti, 237 nucleotides long. NCBI's taxonomy places the organism in Eukaryota, Metazoa, Platyhelminthes, Trematoda, Strigeidida, Schistosomatidae. The record is from the annotation of a GenBank genome assembly.